AUGGACGCACCUGCCGCAAUCCAACAGCUUCGCCAAGGGCAAAAGCCACAGUGGCCAACAAACGCCGAAUCAGCAGACUUUGCGCAUUCGCUCGACCAAAGUGCAGACAUUCCCAAGACGUUCCGACCCGAGUUUGUUGUUCCCAGCAAGGCGCAACUAAAGCGGAAAACCCUGAACGAUGACGCACAAACCGCCAACCCUGCAUCAACACCAGACGACGAGGCCAUCUACUUCUGCGGCAACUCCCUGGGUCUGCAACCGAAAGCUGUUGGCGAGCACUUGAACGCAUACCUAAAGACAUGGGGAUCCAUCGCGGUUGGCGGUCACUUCACCGCCCUCGAGGAUUCGCCGCUCACACCCUACCAAGACAUGGCUGCUGGUUGCUCAAAGAAGAUGGCUGACAUCGUCGGAGCAUCACCUUCGGAAAUCGUUGCCAUGAACACAUUGACCAUCAACCUGCACCUGAUGAUGGCUGCAUUCUACAAGCCGACAGAGAAGAAGCACAAGAUUAUGUGCGAGUGGCGACCUUUCCCCAGCGACUGGUAUGCGAUCGAGUCGCAAAUAGAAUGGCACGGUCUUGACCCGAAGAAGUCUAUGCUACUGGUCGAGCCGGACGACGGAUACAUAAUGACCACAAAGAACAUCCUCAGGCUAAUCGAUGAGAAUGUCGAUGAGCUGGCGCUCAUCAUGCUGCCCGGUAUCCAGUACUACAGCGGCCAAUUACUCGACAUCCCCACCAUCACCGCACACGCACGCAAGCACAACAUCACCAUCGGAUGGGAUCUGGCACACGCUGCUGGGAACGCCGAGCUAAAGCUACACGACUGGGAUGUCGACUUUGCAUGCUGGUGCACGUACAAGUACAUGAACGCCGGUGCCGGUUCCAUUGCCGGUGCUUUCAUCCACGAGAAGCACGGUAACAACGACCACUACAAGGGGCUGAAGGGCUGGUACGGCCACGACAAGUCAUCACGCUUCCUCAUGGACAACAAGUUCGUUCCUACACCCGGCGCGCAGGGCUUCCAAUGCUCAAACCCAUCGAUCGUCGACCUCACAUGCUUAGCCGGUUCGCUCAGCCUCUUCGAGAAGACAUCCAUGGCUGACCUGCGAUCGCGAUCUCUGCUCCUCACCGCAUACGCUGAGCACCUCCUCGCACAGAUCGCGGCGCGCAACAUCAAGGACGGCAAAUUCCCCUUCGAGAUCAUCACACCCACAGAUCCCCGCUUCCGCGGCGCUCAACUCAGCGUACUGCUACCAGAAGACGUCUUUGACGAUGCAAGCGCGGCGCUAGUGGAGAAUGGUGUUGUCUGCGACAAGAGGAAACCAGGCAUCAUUCGUGUUGCGCCGGUACCAAUGUACAACACCUUCAGUGAUGUUUGGCGGUUUAUGCAGAUCUUCGAGGAGGCGAUACGGGAAAAGGGUCAAGGGCAGCCUCAGGAGCAGCAGUCGCAAGGGACGGCGGUUGAGGCGAGGUUGUAG
Messenger RNA from Alternaria metachromatica, 1479 nucleotides. It is a transcript of the gene BNA52, whose product is annotated as Kynureninase 2. Gene Ontology annotation, cellular component: cytoplasm. Lineage: Eukaryota; Fungi; Ascomycota; Dothideomycetes; Pleosporales; Pleosporaceae. The coding region runs from base 1 to 1479 and encodes 492 amino acids. Gene Ontology annotation, biological process: NAD+ biosynthetic process. The record is from RefSeq and is a predicted model, not a curated record. Gene Ontology annotation, molecular function: kynureninase activity; pyridoxal phosphate binding. The transcript has a single exon.